Molecule: messenger RNA, 1974 nt
Organism: Chlorella variabilis
Lineage: Eukaryota; Viridiplantae; Chlorophyta; Trebouxiophyceae; Chlorellales; Chlorellaceae
Exons: 20
Coding region: 1-1974 (657 amino acids)
Biological process (GO): proteolysis
Molecular function (GO): serine-type endopeptidase activity
Source: RefSeq, a predicted model, not a curated record
AUGGCUGCGCCGGUCAGGCGCACGGUGGUGUGCUUGGUAGCCGCCGUGCUCGUCCUGUUGCCGGCUGCGACAGCCAGGCGCACAAUUAGUGUGGGCAGCAUGUCAAGCAGCGAGGGAGCCAGCCUUGGGCAGCGCAGCCAGCAGCCGAUCAGCAACCCGGCCUCCCGGGCAUCCCUGCGGCCCGAUUUCCCCCAUAUCGUGGUCAAGGGGCUCGCUCUGGAGGCCGGUAAGAGCAGCGUCAGCGUCAGCAAGCAACGGCACACGCUGGCUGAGGACGAGGUGCAGGCAGCCAUUCUUGGGGGCACAGACGCCGCGAAAUUCAGAUAUUUGUGGAUGGUGUCCCUGCGAUACAACUCCGGAGCCAACAGCCAUUUCUGCGGGGGUACGCUGAUCAAUUAUCGUAUGGUGUUGACGGCGGCCCAUUGCUUCUUCAAGACCAUCAAAAACACUGAUAAUACCACCACCGAUGUGCUGGACGACGACAAAACCCUAUUCCCAAAGGUGUGGCUAGGGUUGUACAUCAAGAAGGAGACUGACCCCACCAAGUACGAGGAGCGGGAGGGCAUCAGCGUGGUGAUCCACAAAUUGUACGAUCCGAACGGGCCCUCCACUCACGACAUCGCAAUCAUCUACCUCAACAAGGCUGUGUCCUCCAGAUAUGUGCCCAUCAAACUGCCGUUGGCCUUUGAGGGCCAGGUGGCUGCUGGCACGCUGCUGACCACGAUUGGCUGGGGCAGGAACAAUGCUGAUGAAACCACCGAGCCCACCGUUCUCCAGGAGGUCCAGGUGGAUGUGGUGGAUACCCUCCGUUCAGCCUUGCUGAAACCCUCGUGCAAGAAGCAGUUCACUGAUGCCGGCAGGACCCUUUUUGUUCCACAGAUGAUGUGUGCGGGCACCCCCAGCAAGAGGAAGAACUCUUGCGGGGGAGACUCUGGCGGCCCGCUCUUUCUGCCCAGCCCAAACGGCAGCCCGGCCCAAGACCUGCAGUAUGGCAUAACAUCCUUUGGUGUCGGUGAUUGUGGCACGACCUCGCUUCCAGGUGUCUAUACAAAUAUUUCGACAUAUCGAAACUGGAUCGACCAAAAUAUGGUGAUAUUGAAUGACCCUGUGCUGAUGUCUCCAUUUGAUGGCGUCGGCUUGUACAAAGUGAUACUGAGCUCCAACACGCGACAGUGCAAAACAGGCAGAGGGCAUGCGUAUGCCAAUUCAUGCACCAUUGCCGACCCCACCUUGUUUCUAGCCCACAAGGGCAUCACCGGCAGCAUCAACCAACACAUCAUCCUUUCCACCACGACUGAUAACAAGUGGACCCUGCGGAAAGAGUCGGUUGAAGGAGGUGGCUGCUCCAAGUAUCUGGCGUUGUUCGCUCAGAACACAGGGACUGCCGCGCCGGCCGACCCGUGCAACGUCGAGACGGUGCCGCCCCAGCUUGGCUCCGAGUUCACGUACGGCACCCCGCUGCCCUACGUCUUUGCCCUCCCCGACAGUCUCCUCAAGUCCAAUGGCGGCCCGUGGGAAGACGAGUGGAUCAGCACCGGCCUCACCCGCGUGGAGAAGGGCGCGAUGAACAUCAUCGUUUGUGCCAACGAUGCCACCUGGCAGCCGGCGCGCGCCACGGCAGCGGCCAACAGCGGCUACACCGCAGCCUGGCAGGCGCUGGGUGGCCCCUCGUUUGUCUUUGACACUUCUCAAGUGACCCCCAAGGGCUCCUUCACCCCCGGCAAGAUGUUUGGCACCGCCCUGAACAGCCUAAUCUACAACCCCGACUCGCCCAUGUGGGGCACCAACUCCACCAACCUCACCUGCGCCUGGUGGUUCCCCACCUCCCCGCUGGCCGCACUGAAGCCUGCUGGGCUGGACCGCUACUGGGGCGUGCGCAUCAGCAUCCCCGCCAAGGCUACCAAGUGGCCGUUGCUCCUCUUCAUGCUGUCGGACGCAGACCCCUCGCGCUUCAGCUUUGGUGCGUGCCUGUGA